GUUACCUUUGUUUCUGUCAUUUUAAAACGUUUUUGUCAAUUUUUGGCAAUAUUUUUUUACGUAGUCCAUAUUUUCACAAAAAAAUCAGUCAAGAUGAUGGAAGGAUUGAAUCAGUUGGGGCAGGAGGAGUACAUCUGGGCAAUGAGGACGAGCGGUCGUCGAGACUCAGAUGUAGAAGUGCGUAAAGCAGGUCGUUCCUACCAAUCGGGCUUAUUGGGGAAGAAAUCAAAAAGUGUAGUGGAGUCCACCGACGAUCGCCAAACUAAAGUGAUGGCAUCUCUCGUCCCCGACGAAGUGAUUUACAAUGUUGACGAUUAUACACACCGGAAGUACGACGCUUGUUUCCUCUUUGGGGACGUUUCCGGUUUCACCGAACUGUGCGAAAAGUACACCAAGACGGGUGUUGCUGGUCCGUCGAGAAUGACCCAAGUGUUGAACAAGUACUUGGGUUCAAUGGUCCAAGAAGUCAUGUCGCACAAUGGUGAUGUCUUGAAGUUUUCUGGAGACGCGUUCCUUGCGAUUUUUAAGACAUCAGACACCGAAACAAUGCGAGACGCAGUCCACGAAGCCCUGGACUGUGCCCUAGUCAUUCAAAAAAAUUACGGUUCUUACAUGACCGACGUCGGUGUUGCAAUUCGAGUAAAAUUAGCAAUUUCUGCCGGUUUGGUGACUUUUGCCUUGAUUGGUGAUUCGACCAAUUCCCAUUACGUGGUGGUUGGUCAACCCAUAUGGGACGUUAAGGCCGCCGAAAGUAUUAGCAGUGCUGGUGAUAUUGUUGUUGCACCAGCGGCCUGGCAUUUUGUCAACCCCAACGAGUAUCUCUCGGAAGAGAUGAGUGACAACAUCCACGUGAAAAUCGUAGGAGUUGGCCCGAAUUGGCGAAGCGUUCAGAAAAAUCUCCGUCAACAGAAGCCAGACGACGAAACCGGCGAGGAUGUGGUAAGUCAAGAUGAAGAAUCGACAGAAAGUGAUGUUUUGAGUGAAAUAACGCAAGAUGGGGCCUUGGACGAAUUCUCUUUGAGACCGGCAGUAAACCUAGCAGUCAGACUCCAUAUCAAGGAAGCUUUAAGGCGAUUUAUAAUCGCCCCCGUAAUGAAAAGUAUUGACAUGGACGAACCUUUCGAAUAUCUCACCGAAAUGAGACAAGCUGUGAUUGUGUUCAUUAACGUCAUUACGUACAAACUAGAAACUGAAAAAACUGUCAUUUUGGCCGACCAAACGUACAAAACCGUCUGCAGAGUGGUCGACAAGAUGAAAGGCUGUGUGAACAAAGUCUCACUCUUCGAUAAAGAUUUGAUGUUUGUUGUUAUAUUCGGCCUACGUGGCCUUAAACACGAACUAGAGUGUCAAGUCGCGCUAAGAUGUGCUAGACAAUGCCAUACCGCUAUCGACAAACUUCCUGGUGUUAUGUCAACGUCGAUCGGUGUUACUACAGGUAAAACUUAUUGUGGCGUCUUUGGACACACGCUCCGUCGUGAAUAUACAGUUAUCAGUCUUAUUGUCAACAAAGCAGCUCGCUUGAUGGUUGCUUACGAAGGGAAAGUAACUUGUGAUAGGGAAACGUUUCUGCACAGUAAACUAGAAUCUAGACAUUUUAUCUUGCAACCACACAAAUACUUGAAGGGAAUAUCUCAUCCAGGCCCGGUUUACGAGUUCAGGGAGGUCGAAAUAGACCAUGAUCAUGUUAAUAAGGUCAAUGCGUGUCCCUUGCUGGGACGAGAACGCAAUAUAAAGUUAUAUAAACAAUUGUUGGAUAAAUGCUUACAUUCUACCGAUUCUAAUGAGCCACAGUACAAAAUGUUGCUGAUUUCGGGCGAUGCUCGGCAAGGAAAAACGCGACUUCUCGAUGAGCUCGUUUACCUAACACCGUCAGAAAUACCAGUUAGUAAAGUAGUACUGACGGAAUUAGACCAAAAUAUCCCGUAUCAAUGUGUGAAGCUGAUAUUUGGCCCUCCUUUGCUAAUAUCUAAAAGCUCAACCUCGCAUAAGAAACAGCAGGUAAUUCAAGACAAGUUGAAUAAGAUACAAGUCCCCGAACUGAUGUGCGUUUUGAACAAUGUUUUCGAUGUCAAUUUCAAAGUUUCGGAUCUUUAUAUGUCGCUGAAGGUGCAAGCGCGAAAAAUAGCACUAGUCAAAAUGAUCAAGCAGUUAUGUUACGCUUGUUUUACAACCGUUUGGGUGGUUGCGAUCGACAAUCUUGACUUUAUGGACGCGGAAUCGUCCUCACUUUUUGAUUGUUUUUUUGAUAUUAAGACCAUAUUCAUUGCGGCAACUAGAGGGCGUGAGAGGUUGCUCCAAGAAGUCAUGUCACAAAAAAUUGUUGAAGAUCCCAGAGUCAAACACGUCCAACUCCUUCCCAUAGAAAGGUGGUAUUUAGGGGCACUUGCGUGCCAAAUUUUGGGUGUCUAUGCCAUGUCACCAGAAUUGGAAAACGCCAUACAGGUCAGGAGUAACGGCAAUCCUGGUUGGGUUGAAAGUUUUUUAAUUAGUUUGAUACAAGAUGAAGGAUUGUAUAUUUUAAAAGCAACUCUUAAAGAUAUUAACGAUCUUGGACUUGUUUGCCCACCUCUGUACAUGAUGGCCAGAUUGACUAAAGAUCAAAUGCGAAAAUGGCAACACAUUAUGGAAGAAAGGCGACCAUCUAUAGAUUCAAUCAGUGCAGAGGAGGACAAUUGGAAACGAUACAUCGACAGCUGUCGAGACAGUCACCUCAACGUCACUGUUAGGGAGGAAAUGGAAGCCAUUUCAAGAGGCGGGAAAGUCCCCAUAUGCAUAAUUUCCCCAACUUUUCACGUUGCGGACGAAGAAAUGGAGCUUUCUAUGGACGCGAUGAUCCUAAAAACGUUCGAUUCGCUCAAUUUUUACGAGCAAUUGCUAGUCAAAUGUAGCGCUACUUUGGGGAAUCAGUUCCUUCGGGAUAUGCUUUUGUACGUAAUGUCAGCGACGGAAAAACGAAAAGCAGCUUUAGCCGUUCAGAAACUUUUUGAAAUUAGGGUGCUUUCAUGCGCUAAGGGCGAUUUUAUGGAAGGGGGGACGAAAAUUUUCAAGGAGAAAUUGUUGGAUCCCGACGAUGAAAUGCGCUUGAAAUGUGACUGUAGAGGGAUUAAAAUUGAAGAGGAAUGUAAAGAUCUGCCCAAAUAUGCUUCGUGUGGUUACUUACAGUUCCGGUCAUCGCUAUUUCGUGAUAUAACAUACAAUCUGUUAACUGAUAACCAAAAGAAAGAGUUUCAUCAACGUGCCAUCAGGUUUCUCGAACGUGAAACACGAAAGUGUCAAGCUUGUGGUGGUGGUUUUUUCCAUCGAAUUUUGGGCGCCCACCAUGACAAGGAGUUUAUACGAGCCAGAGACAAGCAAAAGAAAACUUUUUCCGGAGUCACCUCAUGGGAGGGCGUAAGUCAUCGAACAUCAAUGCACAGCAUGUCCAUACGUUCCGAGAGCCACUUCAGUGCGCACAGCCAAAGUUACCAAAGUUUUCAUAGUAAAAGAUCCAGAUUCGAUUCGGUGGCGGGAGGAUCGAUGGGGUCAAUGCCUAGCCAAAUUUUUGGCGAAAUCAAGGAGGACAAAUCCUACGAUGCAUUUUUCGGCUUUUCGAUAAUCAACAAAUUGAAAAACAGUUUUUCCUUGACAAAAGCCUUCUCCUCGGAGGAUUUUACAGACUGCCAGUGUAACCUUAUUUUGAGCACGACUUAUGCCCAGUUGAUUGAGCACUGCAAGGGGGCGGGAGAUUUGGGCAAGGAGAUUGAGGCGUUGCUGGAAUACGCGCAAAUUUGCAUAAUCGCGUCAAAUCUCCCGCUUGCGAUGUCCAUUCUGGACGAAUCCUUGGACGUACUGCGAGAGAAAGCGAAGGAACGAGCUGAAAACAUAUGGAAGGUGGCACUAAUCCGUGCUAAGAUCUACUGUCUGAUUGGUUACUCGAGACUAGAGCUGGGGCACUUGGACGAGGCCUUGCUGAGUCUAAAUUUAUCGUUGAACGAAUACGGGAUCACGUUUCCAAAAGGGAUUAACAAGCACUUGAAGCUGUAUGCGCAUAAAGUCAAGCAGUUGUUUGGUUUAUAUCUCUUUCCCAAAUCUUUGACCAAGAACUUGGAUCACUGGGAAACCAUCUUUGCUAAUAACCUUGCCGAAUGUUUGUCGCAUUUCUGCACGCUAUUUAUGAUUAAAAAAGAGUGGAAGAAUGCCGAAAUGGCUGCAGUUUGGGGCUUGACCAAAUCUUUGGAAUCUUUCAGUGACUUUCGCGUAAUUUGUUCAGCUUGUGCAAAUAUGAUACAUGUUGCUCAAUAUUUUCACAAUUGGAGUUUAUGUGUUGCUUUAGAAGUGCACGCUUUGAGACUGUGCCAUUUGAAAAGAGCUUCAAUCGAAGCCGAGGAUAUCAAGUGCGUGUGCAAGCUGUAUUGCGUGAUUUUUGUUUCAAGGGUUUUCAUGGCGAAUUUGGACAAAGCCAUCCACUUGGGCUACAUCGUUCUGAGAUUAUGUUCAUCAGUGCAUGCCGUUCGAGUGAUUCUUCCCUUACUCCCGACCCUGAUUCAGUGCCUUAUAAUGGGGAAGCACUUUGCUAAUGCGUAUUCUGUCCUUCAAGAGCUCAAAUUAUUUGCAGAGGACGAUACGGAUAACUCAGGAAAAAUAUGGUACUACGCGAUUUGUGUUGGUUUACAACUCGAAACAGGCUACACUUUGGUCCCGUAUCACAUAUGUGAACAUUUCUAUCAACUUGAAGGCGAAAACUGGGUUAAUAUUAGAGAUUCGGAUGCGAGAAGACGAUUCUUUACCGUAAUGUGGUUGUGGUGUAUUAGAAAUGAAAAGUGGGAAGCUGCGUAUAUUUGGUGUUACAAGACGUCUGAUUUUAUGAGUGUUUCCGAAAAAGAUUCUUUGGCGAAUAAAAUAACUUCGUUGUAUGUGUUGGAAGGGUUGUUGCUGUAUUUCGUAAACAAGUUAGACAAACGUAAUAUUAAAGCUAUUAUCAGGGUGGAACACGAGAUAAACUCGUUGUUCAAGACUAUUGAGAAGAUUUCCAAAACAGUUAAGGUUCUCAUACCGAGGUUAUAUCACCUGAAAGCUUAUUACAAGUACAUAAAGAUGAGUGAUUCUAAUGCCAUUGAUAUGUUAACUAAAGCGAGUAAUUAUGCUCAUAAAUAUGGAAACUCUUUAGAAGAAGGGUGGAUUGACCAUUCCGUAAAGGCUUGGAAUAAGACACUUCAAGCUAAUGCAAUAGAGUUUUGGAAAGAACAUUCAGAAGCUGAGAAUGUACUCGAUUUUCAAGACAUAGAAAUUACGGGCGAAACCUUGGGAUAUUACACAUUACCGACUCCACUCUAUGAAUAAAACAUUUGCAGUGUUUACUGUCAUUUCGAACUAAUAUAUACCCAAAUCCAUGUCA
This is a messenger RNA of Tribolium castaneum (red flour beetle), 5374 nucleotides long. Its product is annotated as adenylate cyclase type 10. Gene Ontology annotation, cellular component: cytoplasm. Gene Ontology annotation, biological process: intracellular signal transduction; cyclic nucleotide biosynthetic process. Lineage: Eukaryota; Metazoa; Arthropoda; Insecta; Coleoptera; Tenebrionidae. Gene Ontology annotation, molecular function: adenylate cyclase activity. The record is from RefSeq and is a predicted model, not a curated record. The transcript is spliced from 22 exons. Bases 94 to 5319 code for a protein of 1741 amino acids.